Molecule: messenger RNA, 1021 nt
Organism: Exophiala dermatitidis NIH/UT8656
Lineage: Eukaryota; Fungi; Ascomycota; Eurotiomycetes; Chaetothyriales; Herpotrichiellaceae
Exons: 1
Coding region: 566-892 (108 amino acids)
Source: RefSeq, a predicted model, not a curated record
CGAGGCACUUGCAGCGCCUGCGCUGCGAUCCUGUGCUCUACCGCUGUACAACUAGUCCUGGGCGCCACAGACAUGGAACCACUCCUGUACUUACCGAAGACCAUCUCUGGAACUAGGAUUUGCAGGUGGAAUACUAGUGCGGCGCCACUAUUACACCCACCUGGCUACUUUUCCACACUUUUCGGCCCUUGUCACAGGCCAACCUCGAACCUCGACCUGGAUCCCUUGACCUAGCAUACCCUCGGAGACGGCGGCGAUCACAAUGAACUCAGCUACUACCGAAUUUACGGCCUAUCGUACAUUAUUGUACACGGAGGACAACAGCAGGACAUGCCAACUGCAUGUGUGUCCAGAUCGUCCCUUAAGCAGACCGUGACGGAUACCAUGUGCUCGAGCAGGACAAUCCCAGCAAGUGAAUAAUAUCGAUCGGUCAGCAACACAGGUCACCAAUUAGGACAACCUCAGGUGGCAAUCUCAGUUUCUCAGGCACGGAAAAGCAUGAUCGAAUAUUACACCUUGAUGAUCGACCUUGUUGAUCCUGGCGUCACUGAAUUAUGCUUGGCUGAUGUUCGAGGAAUAUCAAUGCAUUCGCUCUGAUCUAACCCGGCUAGAGCAACAGACGAAAAUGAGACUAAAGCAGGGUCGCUUGCAGCAUUUUGAUGCACUGCAUACAACACAGAGGCGGUUGGUGUGGAAAUCAGGACAAAUCAGCCGAUCAGGCAUUUGGGACCAACCGCAUUCUCCGGGUGCCCAACACAACCUGAAUUGUAGAGUGCUUGCAACAUCUGAGGACUAUUGCAACAGCUUCCACGGAACUUAUUAUGGUAUCUGGAUAUUCAAAGUUCAAAAGCGAUGCUUGCCAGGUCAAAUGAUCAGGAUACUUGAGACUUGACGAGUGAACUCCUUUAAAAGGCAUAACCUGGACACAAGCUGUUAGCUCCACGGAUCCCGCCAAAAUGGCCCGGAUUCCACUUUUGAUAUUGUGGAGAUGGUCACCGCGGCGAGCUACGCACGCAGAGCA